GAAUUGAAGAUUCAUCCUGCACUUUACGAUGUUCACAUUCUUUCAUUAUAAUUAGCCACCAUCAAAAAAUAUAAUAAUAGGUGAAUCUGCUGGGAGACAUUCAGCCAGAAUUCUAAAAUUAUUCAUGAUACUGUGCCAACAAGUAUGGGGUUGAGUUUGCCUAAAUGAAAUUAAAUGUUCGUAAGAGAUGGGGACCCUGUUUGGUCUCUUCGUUUCUACAUGCUAUAUUGGCCUUUCAUGCCUUAUAGCAUGGUGGGCAAGAAAAUUAGUUGAAAAGCUAUCAGUUGAAUCUGCAUUUAAAAAGCUCCUAUUUCAAGAAACGAUAGCAACGUGGGAACUCUGUGCAUCAUGUUUUGAGCUUAUUAUAAUUGCUGAUAACUAUGGAGUUUACAUGUAUGCAGUUUAUUUAUUUAUGCUGACGGUAUGGUGGUCGAAAAAUUGGGGCGAUGCGACAGCCUGCCCGUACACACAUUUUGAAGACGUGGCUGAAGGAAAGCAGUGGUUCGGCGGUGCUCUCUUAAAAAUUGCUGCCCAACUUGCCGGAGGACUUCUAACUUAUAAGUACACUCAAUACCUGUGGAGCUUUGAAGUAAGCAGCAAUCAUAGAGGAAGAGCUUAUGAAGCUUGCACAGCUGACCUUCAGGUAUCUACAUUAUUGGGUGCCUUGAUUGAAUGCUUUGCAACAUGCAUUUGCAGAAUGUGUAGCCGACUUUUGGCCGCGCUGGAACCAAGAUUUGGUGCUGAAAUUGAUGCUUUUAUUGGGACAUCACUUGUUGUAGCAGCAUUCAAUUACUCUGGGGGUUACUUCAAUCCUGCAUUGGCAACGUCGUUGAAAUAUGGGUGUCAUGGGCAUACGAACACUCAACAUUUUAUUGUUUAUUGGAUUGGAUCCACUGUUGGAGCACUGACCGCAGUUUAUCUGUACCAACAUCCAACAGUUAAAACUAAAUUAAAGGCACUUGUUGGCAACAAGCAACUUUAAUCUACAAAUUUCUAAUGCAAUUAAAAAAAGGUAUUUAAAUAUCUAUCGAAAUUGUUUCACAUGUGAAUGAAAAUUACAAAGAAAUUUAAAAAUAA
This is a messenger RNA of Cimex lectularius (bed bug), 1077 nucleotides long. It is a transcript of the gene AQP, whose product is annotated as aquaporin-11. The coding region runs from base 188 to 982 and encodes 264 amino acids. Gene Ontology annotation, molecular function: channel activity. Lineage: Eukaryota; Metazoa; Arthropoda; Insecta; Hemiptera; Cimicidae. Gene Ontology annotation, cellular component: cytoplasm. The transcript has 6 exons. The record is from RefSeq and is a predicted model, not a curated record.